This is a messenger RNA of Lingula anatina, 3302 nucleotides long. Its product is annotated as malignant fibrous histiocytoma-amplified sequence 1 homolog. Gene Ontology annotation, molecular function: protein binding. Gene Ontology annotation, biological process: regulation of apoptotic process. NCBI's taxonomy places the organism in Eukaryota, Metazoa, Brachiopoda, Lingulata, Lingulida, Lingulidae. Gene Ontology annotation, cellular component: cytoplasm. The record is from RefSeq and is a predicted model, not a curated record.
GCAAUUAGAAGCUUCUGCAAGAUUCUAGAGUGAAGAUAACAGCAGAUACUACUUAAAUCGCGGAGACAAAAAUCCAGACAAUGACGGUAAGAAGAGGCAUACUGCGGAUGUUGGAGGUGAAUGAGAAUUGUGACCUACCAGAAGACAUCACCUUAUGGGGGAAUCUAGACAUCAGCAACAGGCGGAUGACUAAACUGCCGUCAAGCAUUGACAAGUGUGUUAAUCUCAAGCUGAUUAACAUUAGUGGAAACGAACUGACAACACUUCCGCCAUCAAUAGCAAAGCUCAAACAUCUUAAAUGCUUAGAUAUCUCGCGGAAUCUUUUUAAAGAACUUCCCGUCGACGUGUGCGAUGUUCCCUGUUUGGAGGAACUGAAUGUUGGUCGAAAUCACCUCAUUGAGAUGCCCCCGGACGUCGGUAGAAUGACCAAGUUGAAAACCCUUGAUAUCUUUAUGAAUGAGUUUUGUGAAUUUCCUGAAUACGUUUGCGAUUUGACCCAACUGGAAAACCUCGAUUUGGGGCGCAACAAAAUUGCUAAUUUGCCAGAGAGGAUCAGAAAAUUAGCCUCACUCAGAACCUUAAAGAUCUAUGGCAAUGAGUUUACGGAGUUUCCUGAACAGAUUUUGGGUUUCACGCUUUUGGAAGAUCUAGAUGUAAGCGCCAACAAUAUCAAGACUGUCCCUGAAGAUAUCGGACAGCUAACCAGUUUAAAGAUUUUUGACAUUUCGUGGAACGCUCUGGAAGACUUUCCCAUCCACAUUUGUCUCCUCUCUCAAUUAAUAGAUAUAAGAUUAAAUAAAAACAAGAUUGGUUGCAUACCAAAAGACAUCCGCCGGCUUACCGAACUGAAAUCGUUGAACAUUGAUCAGAAUGUGCUCGAAGAGUUUCCUGUUGACCUAUGCCAUCUCAAGUCUUUGGAGGCUUUGUCCAUGGAGUGGAACAACAUCCCGGAAGUCCCUGAAAGAAUCGCCAAAUUACAAAAGUUGAAGACAAUCAGCCUUAACUACAACAAGAUUACCCAUUUACCAGAGCAACUUGAACAUCUCGGGUCACUUGAAGAAUUGCACGUAAUUGGCAAUCCGCUCAUUCAACCGCCCGAAUCUGUAUGCGAAAAUGGGAAAGAUGCCAUCUUCCGUUUUCUACGUGGACUCAGAGAAACCAGAGCAGUUAAGGCAAGUAGACUGCAAUUAAACUUACUCGGGGAACCGACAGGUGGUAAGAGCAGUCUGUCAAAAUCGCUUCAGAAAGGGAAACCGAUACUGACGGAGGAGGCGGACAGGACCCAUGUGAUAGAGCUAGCAGCCUGGAGCCCUGAUGAGGAAGUUAGUUUUAACAUCAAUGACUUUGGUGGCCAUGAUGUGUACAAGGUUGGUUUCCCUAUCUUCAUUCACAAAAACGGCGUUUCUCUUGUCGUAUUUGACCUCUCCGCGUAUCAGUUCACAAAAGAACACUACGAAAAACAUGUUGGCAAUUGGGUGCGAACUGUCCAAUCACGGACCCCCGAAACUGCCGUCACCAUCGUCGGCACGCACCUUGACAAAGUUGAAGAAAGCAAGGCCAAAGAGAUAUGUGACGACUUGCACGGGAGGCUGAAGGAAUACUUGGACACAAAAGGGAAGUGGAUGCUUGAUCAGAUUUUUAAUUUGGAACGCAAAGUUGGCAUGGAGCAAGUCGCAAACAGCCACCUGUGUAACCUGUAUAAACAGAAGAUAGAGCAUCUUCGCUCAUUGGAAAAGGUUGCGACCAACGUGCACAAGAAGAUAUUUCUUGUUAGCUCUGCGGAUAUGACUGGCUAUUCAGAGCUUAUUGCUCAUCUCAUGAGUUUAGCCAAGGAGAGGGGGGUCAUUUUACCUGGAAUCUGGGUAAACGUCAUGCACGAGAUGGAGCGCAUUAAGUAUGAACCAACGUGCAAUACGCUAGCCUUGAAAGAUGUUGGGAAAUAUGUCAGAAACGUUUUAAGAGAGUACCAAGAGUCUCCAGUUGACGAGUACAAAGACGCGUGUCCAGCAGGAGGAUCCGAAAUCGCAGAUGGCCCAAAAGGAGAUGUCAGUAUAUCGGAGGAGGACAUUGCAUGCGCCGUUGAGGACAUCCUUAGGUACAUGUCAAGCAGCGGAGAAGUGAUAUGGUUUGAUACCAGCACCACCCUGCGCCAAGUGAUUUUUCACAAGCCAGAACUACUGGCUGACCUUUUGAAAUCCGUAUUGAACCACGACGUGGACCAGAUAAAACAGAAUCUCCUCGCUAAGCACACUUACAGCAAAAAUACGUUUGAGAACAUUUUACAAGACGUUCUGCAGAGAGGCAUCAUUUCCAGGGACGUGAUGAGUAGACUUUGGCACUCAUUCCAACUGUCUACCGGGGAACAAAACGCAAUGAUAGAGCUGAUGCAAAACCUGGAGCUGUGCUAUAGAAUAGAAGGCGCCAGUUCUGUUGCCAAAAACAGCGACACCUUCCACUUUCCCUGGCUGUUGACCGAGACCAAACCACACGACUUGGAAAGUCCUCGAAAAUGGCCCGAAAAGUUCUCGCCUGACACCUUCCAGCUGAGUCUGGAAACAUACACCCCUUAUCGGUGUCCGGACGGGCUGUUUGAGAAGCUUUCAGUUAGACUGCACAGGCACCUGGGUAUGUUCACCAAGAGAAGAUGUGACUGGAAAGACGGCGUGUAUGCCGAAUCUGCCGCCGGUACUAUCCAUCUCCGCCGCCACCAGGUCAGUAGCGACUGGGUGAUCACAGUUGCCGUGCGGGGCAAACAGCUCCCACGCCUGUGGGAGAUGCUUUUGAAGCUGCAUCGAGACCAAAUGGACAUCUUGCAGUAUGAAUGGCCCGGAGUGUCCUAUGACAAGUACCUGCUGUGCCCGCACUGCGUCCGGGAGUCGAAUCCAUUUCCUACCACGUUUCCGGGCGAGAUAUUGGACGACCCAGAACAAGAUGUCCUUGAGGAUUUCUUGCCGUGUGAUUUUGCCCCCGAUGGGUGUAUUCCGUCAACCCUAGUGUACCCAGCAAUAUCAGGACACCAUGGCAUGACGAAAGAACACAAGAACAUGCUGCGGGGAAACAAGGUGGAUUUUGUGAUGAGCCUUACAGAGCCUGGCGUGAGAGAAAUACUGGACAGACUCAGAGGCGAAGGCAUCUUCACCGGUGCUGAAGCUGAGCUGAUCGUAGAGUGCUGCACACAGCAGGAAAGAGCAGAGACGCUACUGGACAUCAUAAGGUCCAAGGAAGAUAGGGCGUUUUUCAUCCUGCGCGAUUAUCUCAAAAACAGCGGUCAGAAGCAUCUUGCUAACUUGCUGAGUAAGUAA